GGUCCGAACUUCUUCUCGAGUGUCGAGAGUUAUAUUCCCAGGCUCGCAAGACUAUGAGGUCUCCACAUCCGGCCUGCACUUAGGAAAUCUAAACGGAACGGCUGGACCAUCAAGGGUAUCGCUGUUGGAGCGAGGGCCAUGAAGAUCCUAUGUGUGGCCGAGAAGCCUUCGAUAGCAAAGAGCAUCUCGGAGAUCCUGGCUGGCGGUCAACGGACGGCGAGACGCUCAAGAGCUCAAUAUAUUCAGAACUAUGACUUUUCCUAUCAACUGGCCGGACCUCUCGGUCGUUGUCAUGCGGAUUUUACGAUGACGAGCGUUCUUGGUCAUUUGACAUCGUCAGACUUCGAAGACCGAGUCAGGAAAUGGCACUCGUGUGAUCCGUUCCAGCUGUUUGACGCUCGUAUCGAGACGUAUAUCGACGAUAAACUCAAACCGGUGGCUCAGAAUCUGAAAGAAGAAGCUAGACGAGCGGACAUUCUGAUGAUCUGGACGGAUUGUGAUCGAGAGGGAGAACAUAUUGGCCAGGAGAUAGUCAACGUCUGUCGGGAGGUCAACGCGAGACUACGUGUCAAGCGGGCCAGAUUCAGUGCGAUUAUCCCUGCCCAGAUUCAUAGGGCUUGUCAGAACCCGUUCGAGCUGGAUGUACGACAAGCGGAGGCUGUGGACGCUCGAAUAUCGUUGGAUCUGCGGCUUGGGGCUGCUUUCACGAGAUUGCAAACGAUGACACUGCAACAGCGGGUACCUGAUCUCGAUGGAAAGGUCAUCAGCUACGGCCCCUGUCAAUACCCCACUCUCGGAUUCGUCUGCGAUCAGCAUUUCCGAGUUCAGAACUUCGUUCCCGAGACGUUCUGGUACAUCUCGGUCGGAUUCGAGCGGGACGACAACAACGUCCAAUUCAAAUGGUCUCGAGGACAUCUGUUUGACUUCGAGAUGGCAGUCGUGCUUUAUGAGAUAUGCGUCGAGUCGCCCAUGGCUCGGGUCACGAACGUGAAGACCAAGCCUACGCAAAAGUGGAAGCCUUUACCGCUUACGACAGUCGAGCUUCAGAAGUCGGGAUCGCGACUGUUACGUCUAGCGCCCAAGAAGAUCCUUGAUAUAGCCGAAAAGCUCUAUCAACAGGGGUUUCUCAGUUACCCUCGAACGGAGACGGACCAGUUCGACAAGGAUUUCGAUUUUAUGAGUUUGAUUAGGAAACAGGUCGCCGAUCCGGCUUGGGGAGGGUUCGCUCAGAGACUCGUAGACGGAGACUUUGCGAGACCUCGCAAUGGCCAAAAGAACGAUAAAGCACAUCCCCCGAUCCACCCUACAGCGCAUGCCGGCAACCUGCAAGCAGACGAGAAACGAGUUUACGAAUUCGUGACCAGGAGGUUCCUCGCCUGCUGCUCAACCAACGGUGAAGGACAAUCUACCAAUGUCGAUAUCGAGAUCGCAGGAGAAAAGUUCACCACGUCCGGUUUAGUCAUCCUGGCGCGGAACUACUUGGAGGUGUAUCCUUAUGACAAGUGGGCAGAUUCGUACCUGCCAAACUUCCAGCAGGGAGAGCAAUUCAUGCCGUCUUACUGCGAGUUGAAGGACGGGCAGACGGCAAGCCCUGCCUAUCUGACAGAAGCGGAUUUGGUCGGUCUGAUGGACAAGAAUGGUAUCGGUACCGAUGCGACUAUCGCCGAACAUAUUGCCAAGAUCAUCGAACGGGAAUACGUUGAAGCGAGACAGGAUCGCGGAGCUAAAUACCUCGUCCCAUCUGAUCUCGGCAUCGGCUUGGUGGAUGGGUACAAUCAGAUCGGGUUCGACAGAUCGCUGACGAAACCACACUUGAGAAGAGAGACGGAACAUCGAAUGCAAAUGAUUUGCGAUGGAGUUGCGACCAAGAACGAAGUCCUUCAGGAUAGUAUAAUGCAGUAUCAAGAGGUCUACAUCAAGGCCAAACGAGAAUUCGAAACGGUGGUACAGAGUGUUGGGCGUUACAUGCAGGAACAACCUGCGCGAGCAAUACGAGCGGGAAGGCCCGCCGGUGGAGGCGCACCUCGAGGUAAUCGGAACAAUAACGAUGAUAAUGACGAUGAUGAUGACGAUGACGAUUUCGGACACGAUAACGGACAAGGAGGCGGUGCACGGGGACGUGGGCGAGGGCGAGGCCGAGGAAAGGCUGGAACCACGACCAAAGCAAGGAAGCCGGCUGCGCCACGAGGAAGAGGUACAACUACGAAAGGCAAGGGGAGUACCCGGAAGGAUCCCGAUGACGAUGAUGACAAUCAAGGCCCCGCUCCAAAACGACCUAGGACUUCUGGCGCCAAUACAGACAAUACCGGUGGUACUGCGCCUGACUGUCAAUGUGGUGCUCCAGCGAAACAACUCGUAGUGAGAAGAGAAGGUGCAAACAAGGGUCGUCCAUUCUGGACAUGUAGCAAAGGUCAGGACGAAGGUUGUGGGUUCUUUGAAUGGGCCGAUGGGUGUGAGAAUGUUGCACCUGCUCCACGCCGUACAACAUCAGCCGCUCAGAAUCGUCCCGCUCCUCCGCUUAGACCACCCAGUCGACCGGAUAACAAGGGCCCUCAAUGCAGUUGUGGCAUGCCAGCUGUCCAGCGAACCGUUCAGAAGGCAGGCCCCAACCAGGGUAAAACGUUUCAUACUUGUUCUAAACCUCAAGGCGAGCAAUGUGGAUUCUUCGAAUGGGACGACCCUGACGGUCAAGCCGGAGAUCGGGGGAGGGGCGGUCGUGCGGAUGACGGGGGAGGUCAAUCAGGGGACUGCUUCAAGUGUGGACAAUCCGGACACUGGGCGAGCGCUUGUCCAAACGAGGACGGAGGAAACAAUCGAGGCAGGAGCAGUAGGGGAAGGGGUGCUGGUGCGAGUCGUGCACGAGGCGGCAAGAGAAGCAGAGGUCGUUAGACUGUAUGAUACAGCUGUAGCCAGAGUUAUAUUCGACAGACGUUGUAUAGGGGUCUUAGUCAUGCAUUGCCCGCCUUCAUGAUUGCGGAAGCAAAUUGGAUCGAUCGCC
This is a messenger RNA of Filobasidium floriforme, 2998 nucleotides long. Its product is annotated as DNA topoisomerase. Gene Ontology annotation, cellular component: nucleus. Gene Ontology annotation, biological process: DNA topological change. Bases 139 to 2889 code for a protein of 916 amino acids. Gene Ontology annotation, molecular function: DNA topoisomerase type I (single strand cut, ATP-independent) activity; DNA binding; zinc ion binding. The transcript has 18 exons. Lineage: Eukaryota; Fungi; Basidiomycota; Tremellomycetes; Filobasidiales; Filobasidiaceae. The record is from RefSeq and is a predicted model, not a curated record.